UGCUCCAGCACAGCAGAGAGCGCCUGGAGCCUGAGGGGAGCGCAUCGAGUUUUGGCCUGUGGUCGUGCAGUCCAGGGGGCUGGAUGGCAUGCUGGACCCAAGCUCACCUCAGUGUCUGGGCCCAAUAAAGGCUUUGCCAAGGACGCAGCUUUCUAUCCUGGCCACUCUGAGGUGCAUAGCGUAAUGCCCAUGUUGUUCUACACUCUGAUCACAGCUUUUUUGAUCGGCGUACAGGCAGAACCGUACACAGAUAGCAAUGUCCCAGAAGGAGACUCCGUCCCCCAAGCCCACUGGACUAAACUUCAGCAUUCCCUUGACACAGCCCUCCGCAGCGCCCGCAGCGCCCCUGCUGCACCAAUAGCCGCCCGCGUGACAGGGCAGACCCGCAACAUCACUGUGGACCCCAGACUGUUUAAGAAACGGAGACUCCGUUCACCCCGCGUGCUGUUUAGCACCCAGCCCCCACCCACGUCUUCAGACUCUCUGGAUCUGGACUUCCAGGCCCAUGGUACAAUCUCCUUCAACAGGACUCACAGGAGCAAGCGCUCAUCCACCCACCCGGUCUUCCACAUGGGGGAGUUCUCGGUGUGUGACAGUGUCAGCGUGUGGGUUGGGGAUAAGACCACAGCCACGGACAUCAAGGGCAAGGAGGUGACAGUGUUGGGCGAGGUGAACAUUAACAACAGCGUAUUCAAACAGUACUUUUUCGAGACCAAGUGCCGAGCCCCCAAUCCCGUCGAGAGUGGAUGCCGGGGCAUUGACUCCAAGCACUGGAACUCAUACUGCACAACCACCCACACCUUUGUCAAGGCGUUGACAACAGAUGACAAGCAGGCUGCCUGGAGGUUCAUUCGGAUAGACACAGCCUGUGUGUGUGUGCUCAGCAGGAAGGCUGCAAGAAGAGGCUGAUCCGCAGGCAGCCCCCUUCCCCACCUGCCCCCUCCACACGCUCCUGGGCCCCUCCCUACCUCAGCCUGUAAAUUAUUUUAAAUUAUAAGGACUGCAUGGUAAUUUAUCGUUUAUACAGUUUUAAAGUCAUUAUUUAUUAAAAUU
This is a messenger RNA of Psammomys obesus (fat sand rat), 1053 nucleotides long. RefSeq names its product nerve growth factor (gene Ngf). The record is from RefSeq and is a predicted model, not a curated record. NCBI's taxonomy places the organism in Eukaryota, Metazoa, Chordata, Mammalia, Rodentia, Muridae. Bases 184 to 909 code for a protein of 241 amino acids. The transcript is spliced from 3 exons. Gene Ontology annotation, biological process: nerve development; negative regulation of neuron apoptotic process; regulation of neuron differentiation. Gene Ontology annotation, molecular function: growth factor activity; nerve growth factor receptor binding.